Molecule: messenger RNA, 966 nt
Organism: Exophiala bonariae
Lineage: Eukaryota; Fungi; Ascomycota; Eurotiomycetes; Chaetothyriales; Herpotrichiellaceae
Exons: 1
Coding region: 1-966 (321 amino acids)
Molecular function (GO): protein binding
Source: RefSeq, a predicted model, not a curated record
AUGCGAGAUGAACACUACCGGGAGCACCUAGCAAUCGAAAUCCAAGAGAUCCCCGGCGUGGAGGAUCCGGAAAAGGAUGAAAUUCAACCGCUUCUCUUUGACCUAGUCAAGGCCGACAAAGUUGACGCUGUCAGGGCUCUUCAAAAGCAGUUUCUGGCUCUUCCUCGGGGGGAUGAAGAUGCGCUAAGAAAACAUGCGGCUUCCUUUGGAUCCACAGCAAUGAUUGACUUGAUCAUGUCAUUCCAGAAGACAAAUUACCUGGCCGAUUUCUUGAGAGCUGCGGUACAGGCUGGAAAUAACGACAUCUUCAAGCACUUACUGGCGCGAAGACAAGAUCAUGGUACUGUCAUGUACCCCAGUGAGUAUCCGUGGAUCUUGAUGGACAUACUGGCAUCCGACUCAGAGGAUCUUUUCGAAGCGUGGGAAAAUUAUGUUGAUAUCGAUAUGACGACUUGCGACGACCAUAUGCGAAAAAAAAGGCUUAAGUACUAUAGCGGGCAAAAGUUGAUUGGAGCUACCGCUGGACAUCCCGGCAGGGAAAACUGCCUGCUUUCUAUCUGGGAGAGGAUCGGGCUCCUGAAGUCCUCAAAUCGCACGUCUCUUGGUAGCGCUUUAGUAAACGUGGCGGCAACGACAUGUUCGGUCAAGCUCGCAAGACAUCUCGUCAGUUAUGGAGCAGAGGUGGACUACAGACUUAGUGACAGGUAUUUGACACCACUUCAUCAUGCUGCGCGGCAAGAUUCUGCGGCGGCCGCGGAAAUGAUGCAGUAUCUUCUCUUACAGGGAGCAGAUCCCGAGCUAGAUGCCGGACGCAGUGGUCUGGGAAUUCGAGAUGAGAAGGGUGCCAAGGCAAUUUCAAAGUGGCUGGGAAUGACUUGGGACGAGGUCGUUGCAAAAGCCAAAGAGGAAAGGAGUGAGAUAAAAGAGCAGAGCGUGCAAAGCUGGCAGCCAGGAUCAAGUACGUAG